AUGCUGGAAGCAGCUGGUAUUACAGGCGCCUGUGCUGACAUUGAUUGUUGUGAGCUUUUAGCCUGGCUUUUUUCGCCAGAGAAGAGCAUCAAUUUAUACCCGGUGAAAAACCAAUCGCCGAUGCGGAAAGCUGCAUUUCUUUCGGAGCAAUGGGAGCCAUUCCUGGCAGUUGUGCGGGGCCAUCUCCACAGCACCAUUGCUCGGGCUAAAGCCGGCUUCUCACUCCACGAAGUAAUGCCCUCGCAUGACGUCCUCAAUGCUCUCACGGAGCGCUGCCAAGAGUUGACGGAAGCCUGGCAUGGGCGAGCAAACAUAGGCAUGGUCUAUGAGUUCUUCACGGAGAUGGCGGAGCAUGAUGGACAUAGUCCAUACAUGUUCCGAGACAUCCCGCAGCAGCGGUCGGAAGACGGUUACGUGCGCCUGCUGGACGGCCAGGUACGGCAGACGCUUUACCGAAGCCACUCGAAGGCUGUGACCACGGAAGCGACAACCAAGCCCAUCCCGUUAGUGGGGAGGAUUCAGCAGACAGCCGGGGAAUCCCCGAUUGACAAUCUGCAGCUCCCCAACCUGAUGCCUCGGAAGACUGCACUGCUUCUGACGUGUGGGCAUCGCAUUCAACAGUUUUUGGUCGGGGUGCUCCGAUGGAAGCAGCGCCGGAUUCUUCAGCUUUUGUUUCCCGACACCGAUGCGGAGGCCAUGGCAGACAUAAAUGCAGUCAAGACAAAGGCUUGGGAUCUGCAACUAAGUGAAGAGGAGCCUUCCUUGGCCCUGACUAUGCUGACUCGCCAUGGCUGCCUGGUGGAGUCCUACGGGCAGGUACCUUCCGACACCCGCUAUGCAGCGGAGAAGUUCAUUGCAGACAGCCUAUCCAAGCUGGAGACGGAGCGAGAUGAAGAGCUAGACAGCUUCAUGCAGCACGUCACCAAGCAUCCAGGACGGCCCUUCAACGAAGACCACGUGGAGCACAAAACUAUGCUUCUGCGUUCAAUGAAGAGCCGGUCCGUUCGAUUGGUGUUCAGAUCUGUGGUGGAGAAAUUCUGCCAGCACCGAUACAUCACCAUUGCUUGGACACGUCGAGCGCCACUCCUUUACCUGCCGGACGGGGCGGAGGACUUCACGGUGCUGCGGAAGCCAGGUGCUGAAGAGUUGACGCGCUUCCGCAAGAACGUUUUCGCAUACGGGGAGUCGCAUGCGUUGGGCCAAAGCGGCGGAGGUUGGAGCGACAGCCAGCGAUGGUCUCCGGGAUCUUUGAUGUAUGAGCUGGGCCCUCUUCUCUGUGUUGACGACGAUGCCAAGCUCCCAAACCACUAUGUGACAGACAUCGAGAAGAUCAUCCGAGAUUGCAUGGUGCUGUGCCCAGAUGGUGGCAUGGCUGAUGCUCUGCCGGGUGAAACACUCCAUGAUAGUGGACAGAAUCCAGUGGUUGCAUCUUCGAUCGGGAAGACGCAGCACACUCAAGCAUCAAAGGCCUCGGCAGAGGAGUUCCCGCUGAUGGCAGAGAAGAACCGCCCGCGCUGGUGUCCACACAUGCAGGCCUUCCUGGACAUUAUCCAGGUUGGCGAAAGUGAGGAUGCCUUCUUCGUCAGCGGCCGGAGCAGGCAGCCUGACACACAGCGGUUUUUGGAGUUCUUCGUGGAGUUGCGGGAGGAUGGAGAUUUCAUCUUUGUCAUGGCGCCGGUGGCCUGCAUGCAAAAGGUGCGCGUUCCCAAAGGCCAGGGCUGCAUGGGCCUGGACUUCGACUUUGAGAAUCCAGACCUUGGGGAGCGGGUUACCCAAAAGAACCUGCCCAUUGCCACGGUGGACGCCUCCCAAGGGAAAGGAAAUUUCCUGAUCAACACCAAGGAGCACUGGAGGAUGGCGAUGGAGGGACGCCCAGUGCUUGUCAGGCUGCCACUCUGA
This is a messenger RNA of Symbiodinium pilosum, 1899 nucleotides long. The record is from the annotation of a GenBank genome assembly. Lineage: Eukaryota; Dinophyceae; Suessiales; Symbiodiniaceae.